This is a messenger RNA of Mycetomoellerius zeteki, 2926 nucleotides long. It is a transcript of the gene Src42A, whose product is annotated as Tyrosine-protein kinase Src42A. Gene Ontology annotation, biological process: protein phosphorylation. The transcript has 6 exons. Gene Ontology annotation, molecular function: ATP binding; protein binding; protein tyrosine kinase activity. Lineage: Eukaryota; Metazoa; Arthropoda; Insecta; Hymenoptera; Formicidae. Bases 1263 to 2789 code for a protein of 508 amino acids. The record is from RefSeq and is a predicted model, not a curated record.
ACAGGCGACGACAAGAACUGACAAGAACAGAGACAAGAAUCGAGAGGCGCGUCCGAGUACUCCGAGUGCGAGUCACUCGCGCUCCGAAUCGUGACUUUCUCCUCCACCGGGAUUAGAUCGUGCGAGUCCGUGCGAGUUGCGACAAGUUGGUGUGCGAUGCGAAUGAUUUGAACGUGAAACGUCAGGAUACCUACAUCUGGCGCUUCGCGAUCCCGUCACGUUCUCGCGAAGCGCGGUGUGCGCGGACGAUGAGAAUACCGGGGACGACGAGGACAGGUCGGGCCUGAGGUACGGACCGUUUGCUACGGUAGCAGCGUCGUCGUCGUCGUCGUUGUCGUCGCGAUCGGAUGAACCGCCGAUCGUCGACGGGAAUUGGGCGUGUGUCGCGUAUAUACGAGGAGGAAGGCCAGAUAUCGCCCGUCGGUGGGCAGCGCGCGCAUGCGAAAACGGAUACGGGAUAGUGGAGCCUUUUUGACGGAUCCGUGACCGCUGCAAUGGCGACGGCGCCUGGCGACUCGCCUACUUUCUAAGUUCUAUCGAGGUGAGAGGCCUGAUCGCGCGCGCGUGUUCUAUCGUCGCGUACCAUCCGCUGGACCGUCCUCGAGGAUAAGAUAAUCGAGACGAAUCCUCGAUAGAACCGUCGUGUCAAGGAUUAGAGUCCUCUUGAUAAUCUGGAGAAAAACAGGACACGCCGUUCUCCCGUGGCGAUGCGGCAGGCAGUCCGCUGGUGCAGCCGAGCGUCGUCCCAGGGCUCCGGGAUAUCCGGAGAAUGCGCGGCACCGCCUCGCGAGUGCUUCUCCACGCGGAUGUGAUCCUUCCGGCACGGCUCGCUUCCACCCGCGAUAUCCAGCCGACGGUUCCGCCCGUCCUGUGUAUCCUCGAUCUCUCGUCCUCCGGACGACGGCGCAGCUGACAGAUCUCAACAGUUCCGUCUUGGUGAUACCCUCGUGUGGACCCUUCUUCUCUUUUUCCCAGGUAAUGAACCACGCGAACGAUUAAUCGGAUUAACGUGACGCGGCACCGCCGCGAAGGUCCGCCUAUGACUCGUUCUUGAUUUUUAACGCCUACGCAUCCGGCGAUUUGCGUGUCUAUAUAUAAGACUGUGAACUUUAAACGGGUUGCUCCAGUGCGACUUUGAUAUAGCGAUACAGACCGUUAAAUGUGAGAAAGAGGACUCGUUUCGUGAACAGCGGCAGCGGCGCGAUUCGAAGAUCGUUUGAGAGGAUCGUAAAUCGUAGUCGGAUAGACUCAACGGCCGAAACAUGGGGAACUGCUUCAGCAGCCCGACGGACGUGGAGAAGGAGAAGCCGGACAGGAUCGGCAAUCCCAGCAUAGAGGCGGUCGCGUCGCAGGUCAGCCCGGUGCCGACGCCGCCGCCGGAUCCCAUCAGGCCGAUUCCGCAGAUCCCAGACAUGGAUGUCACCACAGCGAAGAUAUUCGUUGCUCUGUACGAUUAUGACGCUCGCACCGACGAGGAUUUGAGUUUUAAGAAGGGUGAACACUUGGAGAUCAUCAACGACACGCAGGGAGACUGGUGGCUGGCCAAGAGUAAAAGGACCAGACAGGAGGGCUACAUUCCCAGCAAUUACGUCGCCAAAUUGAAAUCAAUCGAGGCAGAACCAUGGUAUUUCAGGAAGAUUAAGCGAAUCGAGGCUGAGAAAAAAUUGCUACUGCCGGAAAACGAUCACGGCGCGUUUCUGAUAAGAGACUCCGAGAGCCGACACAAUGAUUACUCCCUUUCAGUGCGUGACGGCGAUACUGUGAAACACUAUCGUAUUCGUCAAUUGGACGAGGGUGGCUUUUUCAUCGCCAGGCGAACCACGUUCAGAAAUUUGCAGGAUCUCGUGGAGCACUACAGCAAAGACGCGGAUGGCCUGUGUGUUAAUCUGUGCAAGCCUUGCGUGCAGGUUGAGAAACCCGUAACGGAAGGCCUUAGUCACCGUACGCGGGACCAAUGGGAAAUCGAUCGUUCGUCGUUGAAAUUCCUGAGGAAGUUGGGACAGGGCCAAUUCGGCGAGGUGUGGGAAGGUCUGUGGAACAACACUACCCCAGUGGCGAUAAAGACGCUCAAGCCAGGCACCAUGGACCCGAAGGACUUCCUUGCAGAGGCGCAAAUUAUGAAGAAACUCCGACACGCUAAACUAAUUCAGUUGUACGCUGUGUGUACGAUGGAGGAACCGAUCUAUAUCAUUACAGAAUUGAUGAGGAACGGCAGUCUUCUAGAAUAUUUACAAGGUAUGCAAGGAAAAGGUAGAGGCCUAAAACUGCAGCAACUAAUCGACAUGGCCGCGCAAAUAGCUGCCGGUAUGGCGUAUUUAGAGUCGCAGAAUUAUAUUCAUCGAGACUUGGCCGCCCGUAAUGUUCUCGUAGCAGACGGAAAUGUCGUUAAGAUCGCGGACUUUGGUUUGGCUAGGCUUAUCAAAGAGGAUGAGUACGAGGCUAGAAUAGGGGCGCGCUUCCCUAUUAAGUGGACCGCUCCUGAAGCCGCCAACUACAGCAAAUUCAGUAUUAAAUCCGACGUAUGGUCGUUCGGAAUUCUCCUUACCGAAUUGGUCACAUACGGUAGAAUACCCUAUCCAGGUAUGACGAAUGCUGAGGUUCUUCAUCAGGUGGAGCAUGGCUAUAGAAUGCCAAGUCCACCCGGCUGUCCUGACACACUUUAUAAUAUCAUGCUGGAAUGCUGGAACAAGGAUCCUAUGAAAAGACCGACUUUCGAGACGCUUCAGUGGAAACUUGAGGAUUUCUUCACCAUGGAAGGUUCCGAGUACAAGGAAGCGUCUGCGUAUUGAAUAGAGGAUUUCGAAUUCUUCUUCCAUAUUGCUCCAUUAAGAAAUCCGGUAAUUGUGCCGUCGUCGUUUCAUCGACGGCGAUUGUUACGAUCUUCUUCAUUGAUCUAUUUGUGACACUAGUUUUCGCGGUACUUCUG